AUGGCCAAGAAAAAGAAGUCUGGCCAAGUCGAGGACAACGCCACUGAGGUACAGUCGCCUGCUGUCCCCGCGACCCAAGAUGCCGCAAGUGGAAGUGGAAGUGGAAGUGGAAGUGGAAGCAAGAAGACGGCAAAGACCAAGGCGUCCGCCCAGCCACAGCAGCAACCACCUCCGGUGCCGGCACUCAUCAUCUGUCGGAAUAAGCAUUGGCGCUAUAUCUCGUCCUUCCACGGCCCAUGGCUUCAGCUCCCCCCUGAGAUCCUCGAGACUCUGGCCAACUUGAACUACAAUACCCCACGACCACGCCCUAUCGAUCCCUCGGUCUUCUUUGAUCUUGUCAAGAUCCGCCGCCUCGUCGACGAUGCUACAAACCUUGCUGUGCGUGCUGCCAGUGGCGUGGCAACAGUCUCCCAGCACAACAUGUCUGGUGGCCCCCAUCAUGCUCUGGGACUGUUUGGACCUGGUGGGCAAACGAAGCUCAGUCGAGAAAGAAAACACCGAAUGCGGGAACAGGCGACCCAGAAGCUUUCCAAAGCAUACCACCUGGAUGAGAUAGCGUCUAGCGUGGCUACAAUGCAAAGUGCCUCUCCACUUGAGGAGGUGGCCUCGCUUGUGCUCCAGCGCAACCCCCAGGAUGCCGACGCCAAAUACGUGCACUUCUUUCACGAAAAGAUACCGAGUAGGCAGUUAGCCCAAUGCACCAACCUGGAUGCCUUGAGUGAGAUUGUUUCAGAGAAAUCGAACCAGGGAGAACCACUAAGGACCAGGGCCACUGUGAGGAUUUUUAAGGAGGACUUCGAGGGCGCCAUUGCCGAUUUGACAGAAGCUCUCAGGAUACAUCGCUUUUACCGGCUACCACAGAAUGCUCCAAAGCACCACAAUCUUCCUCAAGCCCGAUCUGGCGGACGAAGACAGGAGGACAUCGUCCUCAAGGAGGAGGAGCAGCCGAAUAGCCUGGAAAUUCAGCUAUUGUUCCAACGCGCUGGUGUCUACCUGACCAUUGCCUGUCAGCACGUCCAAGCUGCCUUCCCCUCCAAAACUAGUACAGGAAAAGGUGCGAAUGGUGAUAUUUUUGACCAAAACAAAAAGACCGGCUCAGAGGCGACAUCACAGGCCAUACCCCUGUUAACCACUGCCCAGCAAGAGGCUGAGAUAAAGAUGAUGGAGGCGAGAAAGCUCGUCCGUCACUACGCCAAACGUGCGCUGAAAGACUACAUGAAUUACCUGUCGCACUUCGAGUAUUCUCCCGACCUACCAAUCGAGAUUGCCGAAGACUUUGCCCGGAAAGUCAACUACGCCGCCAAUGGGGUUCGCGUCCCGAGAUCCUUCUCUCAUGCUUCCCGUUCCGACUCUCCCGUGACCGGCGAACCUGGCGAGAGUCAACCUACUCACCGAAUCUUUGCUCUCUCGGACCUUUUCGCGGCAUCACCUCCAGCUGACCUGCCUCCGUAUCCUAGCACGGAGCUUACACCAGUACGACCGCAGCAACCACCGCCCACAUUCGCUGCCUACCAGACGACGACGGAGACUCUCACCUACCACCCUCUGAUGAAUGAUGCAUUACACGCCCUUCUGCUCUGCCAUUGUCUCAUCCAGACCUCGGCUAAGGAGCUUCUUCGACACGCUUACAUGGUAGCACGACUGGCGCGCCUUGCUGAUGGUUAUCCCAUCUUCCAAGCUAGUCGCUCGCCAGCCCGCGCUGACUGGACCGAGGUUCUCCGAGCCUCCAGCAACUACAUCCAGCUAGCCGGGACAUGGGAAGACCUCUGCGCCCCAGCACCUCUUCCACUUUUCCAGCCUUCCGGCCCCGGCGGCGGACCAGUGCCGGUAGCGUUGCCCGGUCCUAUCAUGCAAAACAAAGCGCUGCCACCAUUUUCUGCGGGUAAUGCCACAGAAGCAGGAGCCAUCGUCCGCUCAACAUCAGGUAGCAACGGAACAAGCGGCGCCGCUGCUGAGGCCGAAAAACAUCGCAAGGAACGCAUCCAGCACCAAGCCAUUAUCGACGCCCUUGGCGAUGACAGAAUCAAAGACGAAGCCUCCUUCCGUAUGGCGGUCAAGGCCCGUCAGCUGCGCGCGGAGAAUGAUUACCGACUAGAUAACGCCGUGGCAGCUAUGGACGCCAAGCUCACCACCGGUGGUCGUGAUUUCGAGUCUCUUGCUUUGGAGCCGCCGCCGCCGCCGCCGAAAGAUACCAUUACUACCGUUACUACUACUACAACCAACGGAUCCAAAUCUAAAUCUACCUCGCAUCCAACCAACGCCAUUAAUGGCUCAACCUCAUCAGCUCUAACCCGCACCACCACAAGCACCGCCAACGGUAACGGCACGACGACAAACGUAACAAACGAAGUCACUAAACCCCCUACCGUCACUAUGAACGGUGGCGGAACAGCACCCCAACCGCCGGUACAAACAACACAAAAUAUCCGCCGCUGGUCCGUAGACGACGGCAAGGAAUAUCCCAUCUCCACGGACCGCGCCUCGGCCAUUGCGCGCUGGGUGUUGGAAGCACCGCCUAAUGCUGGACUGACAAGUGGCAACGGGGACGGAACAACGGCACGAAGGAAGAAGAAGAAGGUUGUUUCGAAAAUUAGGACUGGUUCUGGAGCUGGGGUUGGGGUUGGGGUUGGGGCUCCCGUUAGUAUUGCGGCUGGGAUAGUCUGUACUGGGGAUACCUAG
Messenger RNA from Sordaria macrospora k-hell, 2679 nucleotides. RefSeq lists its product as uncharacterized. The record is from RefSeq and is a predicted model, not a curated record. Lineage: Eukaryota; Fungi; Ascomycota; Sordariomycetes; Sordariales; Sordariaceae.